AUAUACACAUAUACAUAAUUGUUAACUUCUAUAAGUAACAAAUUAAUUAAUUGAGUUCCCUUAUAUAAUUUUAUUGCAAAGUUUGAUCAUCAAUCAUCAAUCAUGAGUAGCUUUAGUGAAGAACAAGAAGCUUUGGUAGUCAAAUCAUGGGGGUCUAUGAAGAAGGAUGCUGGUGAAUGGGGUCUCAAAUUCUUUCUCAAGAUAUUUGAAAUAGCACCAUCAGCAAAAAAGAUGUUCUCAUUCCUCAAAGAUACAAAUGUGCCAUUGGAUCAAAAUCCUAAGCUCAAGAUUCAUGCUAAAUCUGUCCUUUUUAUGACUUGUGAAGCGGCAGUUCAACUUAGAAAAGCUGGAAAGGUUGUGGUGAGGGAUUCUACUCUCAAAAAAAUAGGUGCUACACACUUUAAGUAUGGUGUGGUUGAUGAGCACUUUGAGGUAACAAAAUAUGCCUUGUUGGAGACAAUAAAAGAAGCAAGUCAAGAAAUGUGGAGUGUUGAGAUGAAGAAUGCAUGGGGAGAGGCCUAUGAUCAAUUGGUUAGUGCUAUCAAGACUGAGAUGAAGUAGCUAACCUUCAAAAUCCAAUAACAUUAGUCUCGUAAAUGGGGUCUGAAAUCAAAAAAUUGAUAUACUCAUAUUAUAUUUUUUAUUUUUAUGAGAUAAAAUGAUUGUUUUCGAUUGAUCAUCAGUUCAAAAUACUUGUAUUUCGUUCAAAGUUUUAUAAUCUAAUUUGUGUGCUAUGUCUUUUGUAUGCAUUAUCUAAGGAAUUAAUUUGGUGUAUGAA
This is a messenger RNA of Solanum pennellii, 778 nucleotides long. Its product is annotated as hemoglobin-2. NCBI's taxonomy places the organism in Eukaryota, Viridiplantae, Streptophyta, Magnoliopsida, Solanales, Solanaceae. The coding region runs from base 103 to 561 and encodes 152 amino acids. The transcript is spliced from 4 exons. Gene Ontology annotation, molecular function: heme binding; oxygen binding. The record is from RefSeq and is a predicted model, not a curated record.